GAUGGAUGGAUGGAUGGAUGGAUGUGGACGCAGUGUCAUGGCUUUCAUGUUAUGGACAAAGAUCAUUUUUCCAUUAAUUUGACUUUUGACAUGAUGGAGACAGACAGGAAACAUGGAGUGAGAGAAGGGCUGUGAUGUGCGGUAAAACAGUCGAUGGUGUUGAGGCAGGACCGCAACCCUGAACUCGACCGCAUCAGAGCCAACCUGCAUCGUGAGUAGUGAGGAGCAUCAGGCAUCACUGACAAAUUCAGCUGCAGUUUAUUUUUCUUUUCAUUAAUAUGUCUGACCACGUUGUGUGUCAGAGGAUUUCUACAGUAAAAGGACGUCUCAUGGCUGAUCUGUGGUGUUACUGCGCCAUCUGCUGGUCAACUCACAGCAUGAGGCUCUCGGUAAAAGACUUGUUAUUGAUCCUUUGUUGAUACAAACGGAUUCUUCCUCUGUACACCCACUGUAUUCUGAAAGUGCUUCUCUUAACGUCCUUCUAACUUCUUUUAAUGUACAUCUUCCAGGGAGGAGACACCUGCUUACUGUCCACGGGUAAACCUCAUCUGUCUCACCAGUCAGGACAGAAGAGCUCUGGUUUCUACCUGUCCUCGCCUUUACCUGCUUCUCUCCUGCAGAAGAGGAACACCUGAAGUGACAGACCAGAGCGAGGUGGACACUGCAGUUCACAUCAGGUGCGUCACAUGCUGACCUGUCCAGGAACUGAAGGCCUGCAGUGUGAAGAGACCCCUGACAGGUCUGAGUGUUGGGACACGAAGACACACAUUCAGUACAGUCACAGCUCUGUCUUCAGGACACAAAUCUGACUAAAAACUCUCUUCCAGUAUAAAUGAGGCAGAUUCGUGCUGGUGUAAUACGCUGACUUUCCACUAGAUGGCACAAAAGAGCUGUAAAGAGUUGACAGUUUACUGAAACUUUUCAGACUGCGGAGGCGCACUGACACAUUUGCACAAAACUUGGAGUCACUCAAUAAUACCCCGAAGGGACACAGUAAAUAUCUGUUGGAACAUUUAGAAAUGAGUGUACUUUUGGAUUUCUGUGACUGUCCAGCUCUAACUAAACCCAAUAGCAGCGUUUUCCUGAAGUUUCCUGUAAGAAGCCAAAGAACUGACUUUACAUCAUGUUGUGUUUGAGUUCUUUUUGCAAAGUGCAGAGCGUUUCCGUCUGGAAAAAUGAAUUCAUCUGCAAACAUGGAAGGAAUCAAAUUAAUGUCACUUCAGCAAAACGUUCAUCAAAGCUUCAAAGAUUGUUUGUCAAAAAAUGUCUGCGUGAGGAAACCGUGUUGAUAUAAUUCACACAUGAUAAUCCCUCACAGAUUACAGAUCCGUGUGGUAUGUGUGCACUGUAUCAUCUGGUGUCCCCCCUCCCUGCAGCCCUCCUCCUCCUCCCCCUCCUCCUCCCCCUCCCGGGUCCUCUUCUCUCUCUCUCUCAGACGGAGCUGCGCGUCACCACCGGCCGCAUUUCACUGCGAUCUUACCGGCCUUCGAGCUCGAGGGACUGAGGCGGAUCUGCCCCGGCUGGGAUUGAACACUUUAGUCCCAGCUCCACCCUCUGCUGCGGAGGAUCCGGACGGUCCGUUUUCCUUUUCCCGGUCCAGUUGGAGGACAUUUUUCUGCUCUGGUUUGUUUGGUGAUGCCUCCGCACUGGAGCCGCUCCAGCACGCACCCGAACCCGACAGGUGCGUCUCUGAUACCCGACCAAAGACUUUGUGAAAGCUGUUUGCGCGAAGACGUUAAGGACACCUCGUUUUCUGUGUCAGUUUGAAGUUAAGAUUUUGGCUUUUGGCUGGACUGAUUAUGAGAAACCAGAGAUGGAUGAGUCCUGCUGGAGAAGACAUCCGUUUGAUCUGACAGGUUAGACAGAAGCACACCAUGCUGCUCCCGGUGUCGAGGUUGUUGUGUCUGUGGCUGUGCAGCGAGGCCGCCGCGAGUCAGUUCCUCUGGCAGAAAACAAAGACGACUUUCAGUCCUCAUUAUGAGUCCACCGCCGCUCACAGGAAUGCGCAGAGCCGGAGAUGGCGCACAGUCAUCGGGGAGGACAAUGGGGGCUCGCGCGGUGCGAGUGCGCAGGCCUCGUGGAAGGAUACUGUAAACCCGCCAUCCCCGGAGCGGCUCUGGGCGCACGUAGCGCGGCGCGCUGUGCGCAAAGGCGACGCAGAGAAUGGAGCGCAGGGCAUCCGACCUUUACUAGGAGACGACGCUUUACGCGCGGAUGCAAACAAGGCUGGUGAGCCACGGAGUGGUGGAUGCAAUCCGAGAGAAGUACUCAAACAAACCCCGCAUGGACGCACCUGUAGCCUCAGGCUGACUGGGCACAGCCGGCGGCAGAGACGGAGCUCAAAGCCCGGCAGGACGAAGCGCAACGAGCCGCAGCAGGACGGAGCCGCGGCCGGGAUGGAAGCUCUGCCCGUGGCCAUGGCGCAGGAACAAGAGGCCGGACCCCCGUUCGGACUCAACACCAGUGACUACGAGGAGGAGUACUCUCUGCCGGACUUUCCCGACACCACGCCGUUCGUGCCGGUGAACACGCGGACCAGGCGGAAGCAGGUGAGGAACCCGUUCUACCCGGUCACCGCAGAGUCGUACGGAGCGUACGCGGUCAUGAUCACCGCCGCCGUCAUCUUCAGCGUCGGGAUCAUCGGGAACGUGUCGGUCAUGUGCAUCGUGUGUCACAACUACUACAUGAGGAGCAUCUCCAACUCGCUGCUGGCCAACCUCGCGCUCUGGGACUUCGUCAUCGUCUUCUUCUGCCUGCCGCUCGUGGUGUUCCACGAGCUCAGCAAGAACUGGCUGCUGGGGGAGUUCUCGUGCAGGAUCGUCCCCUACCUGGAGGUGGCUUCUCUCGGGGUCACGACCUUCACUCUGUGUGCUCUCUGCAUCGAUCGUUUUCGUGCUGCCACCAACGUGCAGAUGUACUACGAGAUGAUCGAAAACUGGGCCUCCACCACGGCCAAGCUCGCCGUCAUCUGGGUGGGAGCUCUGCUGCUGGCGCUGCCCGAGCUGCUGAUCCGGCAGCUGGUCACCGAGGACGGCGACCCGCCCGAUGUGACCCCAUGUGAACGCUGUGUGGUCCGGAUCUCCACGGACCUCCCGGACACGCUCUACGUCCUGGGACUCACCUACGAUGGCGCACGCCUCUGGUGGUACUUUGGCUGCUACUUUUGCCUGCCCACACUGUUCACCAUUUGCAGCUCACUGGUCACGGCCCGCAAGAUCCGCCACGCGGAGCGGAGCUGCGUCCGAGGCAGCAAGAAGCAGAUCCAACUGGAGAGCCAGAUGAACUGCGCCGUGGUGGCGCUGGCCAUCCUGUACGGCUUCUGCAUCAUCCCAGAGAACAUCUGCAACAUCGUCAGCGUGUACAUGGCAGCCGGCGUACCCAGGAGGACUCUGGACAUCCUGCACCUGGUCAGCCAGCUGCUGCUCUUCUGUAAGUCCGCAGUGACGCCGGUGUUGCUGUUCUGUCUGUGCCAGCCGUUCACCAGGACCUUCCUGGACUGUUGCUGCUGCUGCUGCGACGAGUGCGGCCCGCCUCGUUCCCCCGCCACCGCCGCCAGCGACCUCGACAACGAGUGCACCACCACGGAGCUUGAGCUGUCGCCAUUUAGCACCAUCCGCAGGGAGGUGUCCAACUCCGCCGCCUACACCGCUGUGGGGACGCACUGCUGAGGUCAAAGGUCGACAGCGUUAGGCGGAGCUCGUCAGGGGUCAUUCCCCUGAUGUGAUUAGUAAUUUGAUUGGUGGACGCCUCGACGUAUCAGGCUGUAAAUUCCCGAGUUCUUAAAAAACUUGAGCGGAAUCGAUUGCAAACCGUCGAACACACUUGUGUUUACUUACGGGACCGAAGACGCCGCUGUUUGUUUAUUCACGGUUUACAGAAUUUCUAUGAAGUAAACACACUCAGUUAAUGUCACUUACAUGAUUAGAUCUUUUUAAUAAAAGGUGGCCUGAGUAAUCCUGGGAAAAAAGUUGAUUGUUGAGUUUCACGACAUGAGAUAAUUAAAUUGACUUUAUUUUAUUUUGUCUGUUUCUCAGAAAAAAGAGAUUAUUUUACUUUAGAGUUUAGUUAGUUGACUUCUGCACCAUUUAAGAUAUUCAUGUCUUAUUUUAUUUCCUUUCAGACUUUAGUCAGCCAACAUGUUGAAAUAUGUGCUUUCUUAUAGACAAAUUUUAUGUCUUCCUGUGUUCAGCAGGUCAGCUAAGAUAAGCUAAGCUAGCAGUUCAUAGAAUAAAUUAAUCAAAUGGGCACCAAUUUUCGAAUUUCAAAAAUAAAUUUUGCGUGGAAAUAGUUUCAAACUUUCCAGGAAAUUAGGAGGAAAUCACAGACCCUUUAAAUGAUGAAUGAUGAUGAAAGUGUUACCUUAAAUUGUGUUGGGAUAACAGACAUAAAAACUUACCAUCAGCCGUGGCUGCUGUCAGCACCUGUAGUUUAGUCCUUCUGGAUGUUAUUGGUUGUUUUCCUUCCUUGUGUGAGUGGGUCAGUACAGUAUAGUAAAGUAAUAUAUUGAGAAAGCUGUUGAUUUGUUUUGCUGAUGAUCUUGUGAAUCUGGCUGUUUGUUAGUCUUCAUUCUGUGUUUGAUAGCAGAAAGACUGGACUCUGCUCAGUAUGUAUGUUUUUUAUUUAGCUAUAAGUGUCACUUCAAUUAAAAGUUAUUUUAAAAUAGA
This is a messenger RNA of Scatophagus argus, 4664 nucleotides long. RefSeq names its product G protein-coupled receptor 37a (gene gpr37a). The record is from RefSeq and is a predicted model, not a curated record. Gene Ontology annotation, biological process: adenylate cyclase-inhibiting G protein-coupled receptor signaling pathway; positive regulation of MAPK cascade. The coding region runs from base 1875 to 3668 and encodes 597 amino acids. Gene Ontology annotation, cellular component: plasma membrane; signaling receptor complex. Gene Ontology annotation, molecular function: prosaposin receptor activity; G protein-coupled peptide receptor activity. NCBI's taxonomy places the organism in Eukaryota, Metazoa, Chordata, Actinopteri, Scatophagidae. The transcript has 2 exons.